AUGGAGGCGGUAGUUGCUCUGCGGCUGCUCACCAUUCAUAUUCUCGCCGCACUCUUACUGGUGCUGCCGUCGUUCCCUGUCGCGGAAAGGCCGUGGCCGCUGACUGUGCAGGCUGCACGCCGUUCCACAGAUGCACACGCCGAAGGGCCCAGCAUACAUCCCCGCGAGUACUACCUUGGUAAGUAUGGCACGCGCUGCAUCCGAAACUUGACGGAGCUCGUCGCAUCCGAGGAUGCUGCAGAGCACCUCGCCUGCUUCUCUGGCCGUGGCGUCCGCGUGGCGUUGCUCGACACCGGUUUGUGUGCCGGCAUCACUAAGCACAGCCGUAACUCCGUUACCUGCACCAGUGUCGUGCCCGGCGUGGCGUGCGAAGAUGCCGGCUGCGCUCACGGGACGCGCAGUGUGAGCGUGCUGGCAGGACAGCUCUCUGUGUCGACGCCGCCGUCUAGAGAACCACUUGAGGAGACUGCGUGGCGCAACAGAGAAGCACACCACGCCUUCGCUGACCACUACAUCGGACUCGCCCCUGACUCCACGGUGCGCGUGUUGCGUAUCUUCGACAGACAAGGACGCACAAACCAACGCCACCUCGCCCGCGCCCUCGACCUGCUACUGCGUGAAGCUGAGGACGGCGAAGCAGGGCGCCUACACAGCACGUGGAACACAUCCAGUGCGCGCAUCCGCCGCCGCGACGAGACCGUGGAUGUGAUUAGCCUGUCCUAUGGCAGCAGCGACUACCACAGUAGCCCGCAGGUGCAGGACAGGUUGUACCGGCUGAUGCAUGAGCACGGCGUCAUCGUCGUGGCGGCCGCCGGCAACGACGGGGUGCGCUUCGGCAGCGUGCGAAGCCCAGCGGACAUGCCCGGCGUGUUGGCCGUCGGUGCCCUUAGGAUAGAAGGGCACGGCAGGUCGGCACAGACAACGCAGGCGUCACGCACUCUCGGCAACUUGGAGAGCUCCCUUGCCGCCGGUGGGGGUCACAAGUCCGUUGCGCAUUUCUCUGGGCGUGGUCCUACCACAUGGGAGCUGCCCUUCGGUGCAGGACGUGCAAAGCCGGAUCUCGUCGCUCUCGGCCAACACGUGUGGGCCGUCCAAGGCGUGUCGGCGGCGACCUUGUCCGCGGCGGCGCGACGGGCGCGUAGUGCUUCACCUGCGCUGCAGCUACGCUCCGCGUCUGGGACGAGUAUUGCCGCCCCUCUCGUGGCCGGAGUCGUGGCGCUCUGUCUCGAGGCGGCAUGGUCAUCUACGUCCGCUGCAGCAUCAGCACCGAACAUCACCGGAGGCGGUUCUUUCGCCGACGUGCGUCAGAGUCGACUUGCCCGUGCUUCCAACUCGCUGCGGGUGCGUGAGGCGAUUUUGCGGACGGCCGUUCCUCUGGAAGAAGCCGCGGCAUCACUGCCGCCAUGGCCUCACGCCGCACUCACCACGCCGUUACACAGCAACUCCUCCUCGACGGCGUCAGAGGAGCAUCCUCGCCGAGUGCUGGCUGGUGUGCCACUGCUAAAACUUUAUGCUGGAUACCUUCGCCUGUCGCGAGUCAGCAUUCUCUCGCAAGGAGCGGGCGAGGUGCGGCCACUCCGCGCCCUGCACGCCAUCGUCGCGAAGGCACCUGCGUCCUCGGCCAUCGAUGCGCCGGAGGCGUUGCGCAACUGCGCCUCUUUCGCCAUACCACCAUCCGUGCGCAUCGGCUAUGGGAUUCCACGUGACAGCAGCAGUGAUGACAUGCGCACCUCGCAGAGCUGUCAACCUCCUCAUGAUCCUGACGGGAAGGCACACGGCGACUCGCCAUUCCCAGGUCUGCCCGGCAUGUCCCUCGCCGCACCGCCCGCCGCGUACUGGUGGCCCCUCUCCGACCAAGCAGUCUACCCCGGCGCCACACCCGUGCUACUGAACAUUUCUCUCCACCUCUGCCCCCCUUCUUCGUCCGCCCCUGCGCAUCAGGGUGCGCGUGACGCGGCCACUGCAGCAAGUGGCGAAGCUGCACGUCGAGGGUCAACAACGCAUACCCACGUUACGUAUGUAAUCACCAAGGUAAGCGGGCGCGCGCGUGCACGUGAAGGUCAUCCAUCACGGAACAGCGCUCACCAGAGUGACGCCUGCCCUCUCCUCCUCUUUGAGGACGCGGAGGACCGCCGCCGUGUGCGCUCGACAAGCCCGACGCGGCUUCUGAACUUGACGGCACGGAGCGCCUCUCCGCAUGCAUCAUGCACUGACGGGGAGGUGGCCGGGGAGGCGGCUGCGGUGUUGGGGCCGCGACACACACAAGCAGGCGUGUGCUCAUUUGUGAAGCGGCGGAGUACGCAGCAACGGUGGAUGCGCCACCUUCUACGCGUGGCAACCGAGCUCACGGUGGUGGCGAGCAGAUCGCCGACGCGCGCUAACGUCGGAGCCCAGCUGUCGCCGCCACCGACAUCCUUCAGUCUCUCCGUCGCCGUCUCCUCCCCCGCGUCCGCACACGCGCACCUUUGCUACGACGUGGCGCGCGAGACAGUGGCGAUGUGGCGAAAGAAGGGCGAGAGAUCGCCAGCCAGCGAGAAGGGCGCCGCGGCUGGCCGGAGCUCGGCUGAGGGUAACGACGGCCAUGACGAACAGCAUACAAGGGAGGGUCCGCAGGUGCCAGCAGGUCACGGCCGUUGCGUUCCGCUUUUUCACCUGUUUCGCGCGCUGAGCGUGGAAGGCGCGCUGCACAUCUUCACUGGGGGCUCCUCCUCGCAGCCCGCGCUGGCAGUCCCGUUCGCUGUUCGCAUCGUGGAGCCGCCGCCCCGGGUGCAGCGGGUGCUGAUGGACACGAGCCUCGACUGGUUCAACCCUACGACGGCCACCUCAAAUUUGUUCAUCGCCGGCGACGACCCACACGAGUCGGACACUGACGGCGUAGGCGCGGCACUGCGGCGUGGACGACAGGGCCAGCGUCACGAACGCGCCUACGCCGAGGCGGGUGGCGGCGAUCACCCGUACACAAACCUCGCUCUCCUAUUCCUCUACCUGCGCCACACACUUGGAAUGGCAGUGGCGACGUUCCCGCUGCUGCACAUGAGCACGAUAACCACCUUGAUCGAAGCUAACGGUAGCUCACCGCUCUGGCCCCCUGCAGAGCGCACCCACAACGUCUCCCACACUGCGCAGGGGGCACCCGAAGAUGCUCUGGCACAUGUCGGCACGCUCAUCAUCGUCGACCCGGAGCGACCGCUGGCACGCCGUAUGCGGCGCCUGCUAACGCAUGCGGUGCUCGGCGGAGGCGCGGAUCGUUCAGCGGACGGCCUCAACGUUCUUCUGGUGACGGACUGGUACAGCGCCGAUAUGGCAGCGCAGCUGCACUGGACGCGCGACGAAAACUUGGCCGAUGCAGAGCGCUCCUCCCGCGUCGGCGGCACCGACGCGGUGGAGGAGGUAGCCGGUGUCGACGGCGACAGGGAUGCUGUGCGCGACUUGCGGGCGCUUAGGCACCUCGGAAAUGGCUCUACUUGCGGCCUCGCCGGCUCCAGUCACGUGCCAUCGUGGAACCGUUGGCUGUCAGAGGUGACGAUCGCGUCGGGCAGUGCGACGAACAAUAGCGACUGCAAUGGUGCAGCCCCUCUGGGCAGCGUGGGACUUGUAGACGGAACGUCUGAGUUGCCGUUUGAGCUGAGCGAGAGCAUCGUGAUAGACGGCGUUUUGGUGGUCGACGCUGCCGCCCCGACCGGGAGGAGCGAACCUGAGGGCAACGCAUCCGCCACGCAUGGUGGCGGCCGCACCGCCACCUCGGAAAAGGUGGUCGCUCUCCGCUCUCUUGGACAGCUUAACGCAGCCGGUGUGCUGCAAUGGCGUCUCCCUGCGCAAGUAGCAGUGCAGCGACAGGCAGGGAGAGCUGCCGCGGUCGGAGCUUGUAAAAGGGUGCGUGAACCCAACGCUCACUCAAGUGGUAACGGCACCUGCCGCACCGCCUACGCAUCGAACACCUCAACCGUGCCUUCGACGCAGGAGGGUGAGGCUGUCUUAUGCAACGUCAUGCCAAGCUGGGUGCAGCAGCAGCGGCGCCUCGUGAAGCGCACCAUCGUUGGUACAAGAGGCGGCUCAGCGCCGGUGUCUGCGAGAUCAGGGAGCGCAGCGGUUGGCGUGGCGGCGGCGGCGGUUGAGGACGUCUGGGAAGAAGUGCCUGUCACAAACGGAGGCAGCCGUCUCGUCCACAUUGGCGGACAGGAGGCGGUCGAGGUCAGCACACGGGCAUCAGCAGAAACGCGCGCAAGCGAAGCCGCGCAGAGCCUCACGCAUGGUGUGCUGGGCUUUCUUACGCUUCCCCCACCUUCCCCAGACGUUGUCACCGCGUCCGCCAACCGCUUCCGGCCUGGGCGCAUAGCGAUCUUCACGGACUCGGACUGCUUGUCGACCUCGGACCAGCACGCGCAAGCCGCCCUGGAUGAGUUGGAAGCUCUUCUCUACCCGCCAUCCGCGUCGCCAUCGUUACCCGUGCCGACCUGUGCGACGUGGGACUGUUUUGCAGGCACUCCCGACGGGCAACGGCUGCUCCAAUCAGAGUCGGCGCAGAGCUCUGUGUGCGUCGAAGUGGUGAAGGAGCUGCUUCUGUGGCUGCACACUGGAAACCUGCACCGCUGGCGGGACUCCGCGCAGCUCCAGUGUGAGGCGCGCGCAUGGGCACGAGCACCACCGCAUCGGUGCACGGCGGACGCCACCCCUGGCGCAGACAGUGUGCUCGAGCCCAAAGCAGGGGUGGAUAGCGUUGACGGUGAUCUCGAAACAACGAACUUGGACGAGGUGCUGGGAACGGCGCCGGAGCGCGCGCAUGUCGGCGAGGUGGUGUGGCGGUUGUGGGCUUCGUUGGCGGAAAGCACAGAGCGCGAUGAAGCGUCGUACCUUGUCGAAGGUCCGGAGGACGGGGCCCGCGUUCAACGCGACUACGCAGCCCGUCAGGAGGGCGCCGCGGCAAAGGUGAUGCGCGCCUUGCAGGUGAACUACCAUGGAGACUGGCGUGCGCAUCUGCAGGACCGUAAUGCGUCGCCGUCAAGCACCGGGGCCGCCGGCGACCCAUACUCGCACCCCCUACGCCCCGCGAGUGGCCGGCGGAGCGGCAUUGCCACCCUGCAGCCGCCAGCGCAGCAUACCUCCUUGAUAGAGAGUCUGCUGCCGUUGUGCGGCAUGCUCAACGUCCUGCGGUGGCUGCAGCAUCCGCUGGUGCUUGGCCAGAUCAUGGUUAGUGCAGCUGUCGUGAUGAGCGUGUGGUUGUGCCGUGCACGGGGGUGGUCGUUGGAGAGGCCAACGCGCGUGACUGCCCUCAGUCGAGUUCGUUGA
Leishmania mexicana MHOM/GT/2001/U1103 is the source of this 5286-nucleotide messenger RNA. Its product is annotated as serine peptidase, clan SB, family S8-like protein. The transcript has a single exon. Gene Ontology annotation, biological process: protein processing. Lineage: Eukaryota; Euglenozoa; Kinetoplastea; Trypanosomatida; Trypanosomatidae. Gene Ontology annotation, molecular function: serine-type endopeptidase activity. Gene Ontology annotation, cellular component: membrane. The record is from RefSeq and is a predicted model, not a curated record. The coding region runs from base 1 to 5286 and encodes 1761 amino acids.